This is a messenger RNA of Adineta ricciae, 1308 nucleotides long. The record is from the annotation of a GenBank genome assembly. Lineage: Eukaryota; Metazoa; Rotifera; Eurotatoria; Adinetida; Adinetidae.
AUGUCGAGUCUCUUCAAACUCUUGCUAAUUGUACUGAUGAGUUCAUUUUCUAUCAGUGAUGUCUUUGAUACUGGCCGACAAAAAUAUCAACAAAUCGAACUGCUAUCAAAAUCUUCAACAGAAACAUCCUCAUGUUGGCAUCGAGUAUUAACAAUGUUGCACGAACGUUGUUCAUUGGAUCAAUUAGAUCAAUAUCAAUCAUUGAUUGCUUACCAAUUCACUCUUUGCCAUCUAUCAACAAUGAACUCCGAUUUGACAAGUAUUGCGUGUGAUGAACAUCGAGUUGAGUCAUGCGUUGAAAAACUUCAUCAAUAUACAAAUGCAUUCAUUGCUUAUACGGAAUUCUAUCCUUUCGUUCAAAGUGUUUGUUAUGUUCUACAUGAAAAGUCAUACCAAUCGGAAUUGACGUCACGUCUGACAUAUUUCCUUGAAAAUUCUCAAGAAACAAUAACGAAAUUAGUUUCCUCGAUUCAACUGCAGACUGAACUAACACAGAAAAUUAAACAUCAGCAAUACAUUCAAGAAACAAUUCUCACAAAUGCAAUGAAAUUGAAAGAUUUGGCUCGAAUAAAUAUGGAUAAAACACAAGAUAUUCUCAGUAAUGUCAUUCAAGCUGCUCGUCAUGAAUACGAUCUACUAAAACAAAUCUGUGCACUUUCACAAACAAUUCAAACGAUCGUACGAAUUACUUGUACAUAUUCAUUUUGGUUCUAUGCUCUGUCAAUGUUCGCUAUUUAUAUGAUUACCAUUCCGAAACGAACAAAUCGAGCGAGGUCAAUGCUAUUCUCCGGUAUGUUUCUCUAUGUUCUCCUCGAACGAUACCUUCAAAUGUCAACGAUAAUCAAUUUCUAUCAGUGGCGUUUGAUUUGUUGGACAUGUUGUCUAUUGGUCCUGAUUCGAUUCGCGUAUAAAUAUCAAAGUCGAACAGAAAUACAUCAUGAGCAACUCCAUCGUAUCUCAACGAAUCUUAUGCAAACCGAAGCAACCUUCCAUCGAGUAUCAAGAGAAUUAAAACGUGCACGUUCACGCUCACGUUCGCGUUCUCGAUCCAUUCGAGCAAGACAGCGUCAAACUCAACUGCCUUCUCCACUUGUUCAAGAUCGUACUAAUGAAAACAAAGAAAAUACUCAACCAAUAGACAAGAUCCCUCCUUCGCAAAGUCAUCUUAUCGACGAUGAAAACGAUCAAUCAUUUAUCAAUCAUACAAACAAACGUCAUUAUAGUCUGCUGCUCUCUCGCGAACAAUCUAGAUCGUCGAAGCCGAUACAAGUUCUACUAGAAUCGAAAAAAGUCAAUAGCAAUAUAUAG